GGGUUUUCGGGCCGCUGUUAGCCUAUUCAACUUGAUUCACGUGACUGGACACGGGCUCUGUCUUGGCGCGAAGCGACGGCAGGCUAUCUGCUCCACCCUGACGCCUGGAUGGUUGUCCAAGCGUCCAAGGAAGCUCGACAAGCCUUCUCCCGUCGCGACUGUUGAUUGACUGAUAAAGUAGAGGUAACAAGCUGGUAAUCGAGACCUUGUCACCACCAAUUCCAUACAACACAUAUUCAGUUACGCGUCGUAAAUAAGUCAAGAUGAAGCUGGUCAGAUUUUUGAUGAAAUGCGCCAACGAGACGGUGACGAUUGAGUUGAAGAAUGGCACAAUUGUACACGGCACCAUCGCCUCGGUCACACCCCGCAUGGACACUGCGCUCCGCAACGUCAAGAUGACUCCCAAGGGCCAGGACGCUGUGGCUUUGGAUGCCAUGAACAUUAGGGGCUCGACAAUCCGUUACUUCAUUCUCCCCGAUUCCCUGCCGCUCGAUACAUUGCUAGUCGACGACUCCGUAAAGCCCAAGAACAAGGCGAGAAAGGAAGCGGACCGCAGCGCCGGCGGCAGAGGUGGCCGUGGUGGCCGUGGCAGAGGAAGAGGAAUGGGUCGCGGUCGCGGCCGUGGCCGUGGCUAAGCGAAAUCUCGUUUCU
This is a messenger RNA of Neurospora tetraspora, 651 nucleotides long. Its product is annotated as small nuclear ribonucleoprotein Sm D1. The record is from RefSeq and is a predicted model, not a curated record. The coding region runs from base 264 to 635 and encodes 123 amino acids. Gene Ontology annotation, molecular function: RNA binding. Gene Ontology annotation, cellular component: pICln-Sm protein complex; U4 snRNP; commitment complex. Lineage: Eukaryota; Fungi; Ascomycota; Sordariomycetes; Sordariales; Sordariaceae. Gene Ontology annotation, biological process: RNA processing; spliceosomal snRNP assembly. The transcript is spliced from 3 exons.